AUGGCGGAAUUUCGGCUGUCGAACACGACGCUGAAGCGCAUGAUGCACCACAUGUCAGAUGAUAUGGAUCGGGGGCUACAAGGCGGUCUGUCCAAAAGCACAAUCGGAAUGCUGUCCAGUUUCGUGCCAGAGCUGCCAGAUGGUUCAGAACGCGGCAAAUUCGUGGCGAUGGACCUGGGCGGGACGAAUCUGCGGGUGAUGAUCAUGGAGAUCGAGCCGGGCGAGGAGAUGCGCUGCAAACAAUUCAACACCAGGAUGCCGAACUGGGCACAGCAUGGCACUGGCGUACAGCUGUUCGAUUUCAUCGCCAAGGCCCUGGCCGAUUUCCUGAUCGAAAAAGGCGUGGACCAGGACGGUCUCCCAGUCGGCUUCACCUUCUCCUACCCCUGCAACCAAACAUCACUACGCUCCGCUACGUUAUUACGAUGGACCAAGGGCGUGACGGCCAAAGGUUGCGUGGGCCGAGAUGUCGUCCAAAUGCUCGAGGAAGCCAUCCAGAGAGAUGGGCGCAUCAACGUCGAAAUCAUGGCGCUGAUCAACGACACGGUGGGCACGAUGGUGGCCGCAGCCUAUCAGAAUAACGGGCAAUGCGAUAUUGGGGUGAUUAUUGGCACUGGCACCAACGCUUCCUACAUGGAAAACACCAAAAACAUCCACUACGGCCUGCAGAACGCCACCGAGAAGUACAACUACAAUCAAAUGAUCAUCGACACGGAGUGGGGCGGCUUUGGCGACAGGGGAGAAGCCGACUACAUCUUCACCGAAUACGACAAGAUUGUCGACAAAAGAUCUGAUCAUCCGGGUGUAAAUUCGCUGGACAAGCUGAUUGCUGGAAUGUGCAUGGGAGAACUGGUCCGACUCGUCUUAGAAAAGCUGACCAGAGGAAAGGUUCUCUUCGAGGGUCUCGGCUCGGAGACGCUCUUCACAAUCGGCUCCUUCCCCACCAAAUACAUUUCUGAGAUUCUACAUGAUGAUUGCGGCUCAUAUGUGCAUACCCGGCAAAUUAUGGGCGAGCUGGGGAUCGAUGACUAUACAUUUUCGGAUAUGCUGUUGUUUAGAGAAGUCUGCGUGGUCGUCUCCAGAAGAGCAGCGAAUCUGGCGGCAGCUUCAAUCGCCUGCGUGCUAAAUCGGGUCAAAAAGCCGCAUAUGAUUGUGGGAAUUGACGGGUCGACUUAUAAAUACCACCCCUUCUUCGAGCACUGGGUGUACGAGAAGAUCCGCGAGCUGAUCGAGCCCGGGCUAGAUUUCAAAAUCGUUCAAACCGGCGACGGAUCCGGAAGGGGAGCCGCCCUAAUUACGGCCAUUAUUUGGAGACUCAAGAAAAGACGCCAAGCCGAAGAGCAGAAACAUUUGGAUCGAAGACUGUCGAUAGAGCAGUACGAGAAAGAGAGGGAAGAAAAGGAGAAGCAGACGGAGGAAGUGAAGCAGAUUGAGAACAAAUGGUUCGACAGCCCAACUGAAGUGAUCGCCGCGGCCAUUGGGCAGUCUGUAGCUGAAGAUCCGGUUGAUGUAGCUGCUCACGAGAUUGAGGAGCCGGAAGAAUCGGUGGUCGAACCUGAUGACGGCCCCGGAACACUGGUAGACGAGCACAGAAUCAAGCCGGAAGCGGAACCGGAAACGCCACACAAAAAACUGAACGGCUCCCCUGAGAAGGAUCAUCAUCAUCAUCAUCAAGGUCUGAAAAAUCAGGAGCCGGUCGAAAUUCCGUACCUGAACGGUGGACAGGAUGAUGAUACAUCCACCUCAUCGCUUUCUGAAGAGCUCGACGGCUCCGCCAGGGAAAUUGAA
Molecule: messenger RNA, 1788 nt
Organism: Mesorhabditis spiculigera
Lineage: Eukaryota; Metazoa; Nematoda; Chromadorea; Rhabditida; Rhabditidae
Source: the annotation of a GenBank genome assembly